Gorilla gorilla gorilla (western lowland gorilla) is the source of this 3096-nucleotide messenger RNA. RefSeq names its product solute carrier family 33 member 1 (gene SLC33A1). Gene Ontology annotation, biological process: acetyl-CoA transmembrane transport. Bases 54 to 1400 code for a protein of 448 amino acids. The record is from RefSeq and is a predicted model, not a curated record. Lineage: Eukaryota; Metazoa; Chordata; Mammalia; Primates; Hominidae. The transcript is spliced from 4 exons. Gene Ontology annotation, cellular component: membrane. Gene Ontology annotation, molecular function: acetyl-CoA transmembrane transporter activity.
CCAAAACGCUCAGCCUCGGCCCGCCACAGACGGGGCUCUGCAUCGUCUCUGAUAUGUCACCCACCAUCUCCCACAAGGACAGCAGCCGGCAACGGCGGCCAGGGAAUUUCAGUCACUCUCUGGAUAUGAAGAGCGGUCCCUUGCCGCCAGGCGGUUGGGAUGACAGUCAUUUGGACUCAGCGGGCCGGGAAGGGGACAGAGAAGCUCUUCUGGGGGAUACCGGCACUGGCGACUUCUUAAAAGCCCCACGGAGCUUCCGGGCCGAACUAAGCAGCAUUUUGCUGCUACUCUUUCUUUACGUGCUUCAGGGUAUUCCCCUGGGCUUGGCGGGAAGCAUCCCACUCAUUUUGCAAAGCAAAAAUGUUAGCUAUACAGACCAAGCUUUCUUCAGUUUUGUCUUUUGGCCCUUCAGUCUCAAAUUACUCUGGGCCCCGUUGGUUGAUGCGGUCUACGUUAAGAACUUCGGUCGUCGCAAAUCUUGGCUUGUCCCGACACAGUAUAUACUAGGACUCUUCAUGAUCUAUUUGUCCACUCAGGUGGACCGUUUGCUUGGGAAUACCGAUGGCAGAACACCUGACGUGAUUGCUCUCACUGUGGCGUUCUUUUUGUUUGAAUUCUUGGCCGCCACUCAGGACAUUGCCGUCGAUGGCUGGGCGUUAACUAUGUUAUCCAGGGAAAAUGUGGGUUAUGCUUCUACUUGCAAUUCGGUGGGCCAAACAGCGGGUUACUUUUUGGGCAAUGUUUUGUUUUUGGCCCUUGAAUCUGCCGACUUUUGUAACAAAUAUUUGCGGUUUCAGCCUCAACCCAGAGGAAUCGUUACUCUUUCAGAUUUCCUUUUUUUCUGGGGAACUGUAUUUUUAAUAACAACAACACUGGUUGCCCUUCUGAAAAAAGAAAACGAAGUAUCAGUAGUAAAAGAAGAAACACAAGGGAUCACAGAUACUUACAAGCUGCUUUUUGCAAUUAUAAAAAUGCCAGCAGUUCUGACAUUUUGCCUUCUGAUUCUAACUGCAAAGGUUACAGUGUACAGCAUGUAUGUUUCUAUAAUGGCUUUCAAUGCAAAGGUUAGUGAUCCACUUAUUGGAGGAACAUACAUGACCCUUUUAAAUACCGUGUCCAAUCUGGGAGGAAACUGGCCUUCUACAGUAGCUCUUUGGCUUGUAGAUCCCCUCACAGUAAAAGAGUGUGUAGGAGCAUCAAACCAGAAUUGUCGAACACCUGAUGCUGUUGAGCUUUGCAAAAAACUGGGUGGCUCAUGUGUUACAGCCCUGGAUGGUUAUUAUGUGGAGUCCAUUAUUUGUGUUUUCAUUGGAUUUGGUUGGUGGUUCUUUCUUGGUCCAAAAUUUAAAAAGUUACAGGAUGAAGGAUCAUCUUCGUGGAAAUGCAAAAGGAGCAAUUAAUAUAUAUGCUACUGGACAUUCUAGCAAGGUAAUUGUAGUUUAGUUUUAAUUUGGAGAGCAAUGAUAAUCAGUGCACAGGAGUAUAAAAUAUUAUUUUAAACAGCGAAAUUAAUAAUAUAAAAUGCCAAAUGGUUGAAAAAAUAGAAACCUUUCUGUAUAUUUGAUCAUAUUUUUUUUUUUUGCCUUGUCAAUGUAUUUAAAGUUUACUUAAGGUCAGGAAAUUCUAAAACAACUUUUCUGGCUUUGUUAUUUGAUGUAUUUCUUUUAAAUUUACUGACCAAAGCAUGUUUUAAGCUGCAAUGCAGUAGUCAUGGGUGGUAACCAUGUAGUCAGGUAUUGUUAUUAGUACCUAUCACUGCUGAGCUGUAUUUAAAAUUUUGGUACAAUAUAUAAAAUGGAGAAGAGCUUGAUAUUCAGGUACUAACCACAACUAGUCUGACAUUGUUGGCAGUUAAAAUCUUAUUUUGAAUUGUAAAUUAGUUAAAUUUUAUGCGGAAUUUGCUGAGAAAAGAAUAUAGACUACUGAAAUGUCAUUUUAGUUAUUUUUCUUAUGACCACAUUGUACAAAUGAAUCUGUGUUAAAAAGACUAUUUUAAAUGUAUUUCCUGCUUUUGUAAGCAUUAAAGAUUUAUAAGAAAAUUAUUCAAACUAUUUUUUUAUAAAAUGAAAGUUAUGAUUUUUAAACUUAUUGAUUCCUCUUGCCCCUACCCCCUCUUUUUGGAAGAUAUUUUGAUUCCUUAUAAACUUUUACCCUAAGCUUAUAUAUGUUUUCUGUCACAAGUGCUUCAUGGCACACAGACAGCCAAUGGAGGGGAUCAAAUUCAGUGUUGUAUGUAUGUUUAUGGCAACGUUUUGAAAAUAAAAAUUAAAUGUUUUUCUUCAAGUAGUUUUUUUUUAAUUGCUGAGAGGAAAAAAAACAGUAAAGCUUUCUGAUUAAGUAAAAUUUAAAUGGGCAGUACCAUAAUUUAAAAAACUAAUACUUUAAAGAGAAAGACAAAGAUAUUUUGUGCCUUUGACAAAUUAAAUCUAAUAGUGGAAAAAUGUGUCUUAAUUAAGCACUUUACUAGUGAAAAAGAUCUCACAAUUUAUGCCAAAUCAGGUACUGUAUUUUCAUGUAUUAACACAUAACCUUUUGUUUGAAUACUAUAGUUUUCAGUGGACAGUUGCUAUUCCAAGAAAAUUAAGCUUUUGAGUACUUUAGCAAUUCCCAGCAUAUUACAUACACCCAGUGAUAAGGUUAUUUGCAUGUUUUGUGUUAUGUAUUACUCUGACUCUUUAGAGAUUAUAUAAAUCCUCCAAAAGUUAGAUGAAACAAGAUAGUACAUUAUGAGUCUUAAUUUUAUCAUUGUGGAAAAAUGUGUACUAACUCCUGAUUUUGUUAAUUUUAUAACAUAGGUUGAAUUUUAGAGUGGGGUUUUUAUAAGUAAUGGAGGAUAAAAUGGGUGGGAGAAAAUGGCACACAGCACCUGAAGAAAGACGGGGCAGUGACCUCUAGAACUCAUGCAUUGCCAUUGGAAAGCCUGUGUUGGGCAUCGAUGUCAGAUCCUGAAGAAUCACCUGGAAAAAAAUCCCAUCCUAGAGGCAAGGAGGCUACACCAAACCAUAUACUACAGUACUUUGUCACAUGGUUGUCCAUUAUCAUGUAUUAGAGUCUAAAUGAUUACUUGAAUAAAGAAAAAAAACCACUUAACUCUUA